Molecule: messenger RNA, 4005 nt
Organism: Salvelinus namaycush (lake trout)
Lineage: Eukaryota; Metazoa; Chordata; Actinopteri; Salmoniformes; Salmonidae
Product: leucine-rich repeat transmembrane neuronal protein 4-like
Exons: 1
Coding region: 1756-3429 (557 amino acids)
Molecular function (GO): protein binding
Source: RefSeq, a predicted model, not a curated record
AAUGUUUGACCUUUUUUUUUUUGUAUAGUUCCUUAAAUGUGCUGAGAAUAUUCCAAAGCCAAGCAACUAUCCUGCACCAUUCACAGAAAGUGAAGGAAAGGUUGUAUGCAAAUAACAUAGGCCAACCACACUCUCACCAAGCUCUAAGAAACAUGGUUCUCAGAACGUUAUGUGCUACCUGGGUAGGGACUUAAAAACAAAAAUCCAUUCUUCUCAUUAAUAGGAAAUCACAAAAGGCCAAAAUACUGAAUUAUUUCCUUUUAUCCUGCCAUUAGUUUAAACAGCACUGAUCUGAUUUCCCAAACACCAUUGCGGUAUUAGGAGAGAUUCUUCUCACUGUUAUUGCUGACCUGAACUGCACAUGAUGUAUGUUUGAAGGGUCCCUUGUAGUACUUUACAUUGACAAACUAUACAUCUUUUGUUUUUACUUAUAGUUGUAUGUAGCCAUAAUGUUGUUACAACACAUGUUUUCCUAUUUUGUUGUGACGCUAUUUGUAGAUACUGUGGGCAGACGCCUGCUAUAGGCUACAACUGCGAAAUUAGUCAUUACAUUUUUUAUGUUUUAACCAGAUUAGGGAGGCUACUUUUUCUUACUUAUGAAAAUUCGUCAUGAGUAAGGUAGCUUUUGUAAAUAAUUAUAGAUCGUUCAUAAAUCAGAGUAUGUUGAACUUCUUUCAAUAAAUGCGACCGAUUCUUAUACAGUGAAAUUCUCUCUCAAUUCAAAGGGCUUUAUUGACAUGGGAAACAUGUUUACCUUGCCAAAGAAAGUGAAAUAGAUCACACAAUUUAGAUAAAAAAGUAACAGUAAACAUUACACUUAAAGUUUCAAAGGAAUAGAGACAUUUCAAAUGCCGCUAUGUCUCUCUCCCUCUCUUUUCGCGAGGGUGCAUGCAUGUGUAUGUAGAGAGCGAGAAGGCGCAAGGUGUUGCAGUUGCACUUGGUUGUGCAAUCCGACACGCCUGAACGGAAUUGUUUAUUGCGCAUAGCCAGUAUUUCCAUUUUUUUGCCGCGUACGGGUGAAGUCACUACCAGUCCAGUAGGCUAUUUAGGGAUGAGUACAUUGUGCUCUUCCGCGGAUAUAUUGAACUGUUGGAACUGCUGACGUUCUAACUUGUCUUUUAUUCUGAUUUAAAGUAUUAUUGUCAGUGAUGUAUACAUUUAAGAGCAUCUCUUGAAACUCACGAGGCAAUUCAUGCAAUAUUUUUCAGUUUUCUAUUGGUAGAGCAGGCGUGUGUUGAAUGAAAGGAGUUAAAUUCAUUAUUUGGACAGUUCCAUGGUGCUGAAAGGAUUGCUCAUAUUUCACUAAGCAGCAAUGGGUAAGUGACCACCAAUGAAACCCAUAAAGAUACAUAUUUCUAUUUCAUGAAAGUUUAUGGUGCUUUGAAGCUUUGUUACAUAAAACUCCUUGAUGCUUGCUUUUCUUAUGCAGUGUACAACCAGUAUUGCAUUAUAUAGGGUUUAUAAUGAGGGGUAGUUUGGCUGCUCUAAAACCCAACAAAAGAUUGGUCACUGAGUAAUAUACCUGCCCUUUUAUAUAUUUAUGAAUAUGCAUUAUACAUUAUUGAGCUCAUAAGUGGUAUGAAAUGUGAAAGUUAUUCAGUGUAUGUUCUGUUUCUAUGCAUUUAUGUCUUAGAAAGACCCAUCACCCAUAGUUGAUAGGAUUUUCACUUCACAGAAUGCCACAAAAAAAUAAAAAUCUGCCUGAAAUAUCAAUCUGUCAUGGACAUUGCACAGUGACAGGGCACACAUGCUGAAAUGGAGGUGUGCUUUGGUAGCCCCAUGCACUCAAAUCUCUUCUCAUCUACAGGUUCCCUAGUUUGGGAUAGGCAUCUUUCAUGUCUUCUUCUCCUGUCAUCUUUUCUUCUGCUGUUCAGCAAGGGGGAGAGGAUGUGCCCAGCAAGUUGUCGCUGUGAAGGGAAGAUUGUUUAUUGCGAGUCUGGCAUCUUUCAAGAUAUCCCAGAAAACAUCUCUACUGGAUGUCAGGGUCUGUCCCUGCGCUACAACAGCCUACUGACUCUGCUGCCUUACCAAUUCGCUCAUCUCAACCAGCUCAUCUGGCUUUACCUGGACCACAAUUCCAUCACUGCCAUAGAUAGCUUAGCCUUUCAGGGUGUGCGUAGGCUCAAAGAACUGAUUCUCAGCUCUAACAUAAUUACACUUCUACAAAAUAAGACUUUCAAUGCUGUACCAAACCUGCGUAAUCUUGAUUUGUCCUACAACCAGCUACAGUCUCUGCAGCCAGGUCAUUUCUAUGGUCUGCGUAAGCUCCAAAACCUUCACCUACAAUCCAAUGGUCUCAACAGGAUACCUGUACGCACUUUCCUGGAGUGUCGCAACCUGGAGUUCCUGGACCUGGGUUACAAUCACCUACGCACCCUUACCCGCACCACCUUCUUGGGGCUGUUCAAGUUGAAAGAGCUUCAUCUGGAGCAUAAUCAAUUUUCAAGGAUACAGUUUUUUAUUUUUCCACGCCUUAACAAUCUACAGGUCCUCUACUUGCAAUGGAACCGCAUACGAGCCAUCAAUCAGGGCCUGCCUUGGAUCUGGCAUACGCUGCAAAAAUUAGACCUCUCAGGAAAUGACAUCCAGAUCUUGGACCCAGCUGUUUUCCAGUGUAUGCCAAACUUACAGAUACUCAAUCUUGAAUCCAACAAGCUGAGCAACGUGUCUCAGGACACGGUUUCAGCCUGGGUCUCCCUCACCACCAUCAGCCUGGUGGGUAACGCCUGGGACUGCAGCCCUACUAUCUGCCCCCUGGUGACCUGGCUGAAGAACUUCAGAGGCUCAAAGGACAUCAACAUGAUAUGCAGCAGCCCCAAGUCAGUUCAGGGAGACAGAGUAAUCGACAUAGUGAGGAACUACACAAUAUGUGUGGACAUAUCAGUUGUAGACCAAACCACAGCUAUGAUCAUGAGGCAAACCACAGCCUUAGUUGUGGACACCAAAAAGCCCACCACACCUCUCUCUAACACGACCACAAUAACCCAAGGUCUACCUGCAUCAACUGUACAAAGACUCACUCCACAACCUGUCUCUCCCAUUGUGACAGAAAAAGACACAACAGAGUCCAUACUCAUGACCUCCAUCUCUCCAGAAUCCUCCUCAUUUUUCCCAGAACUAGAGUUUGAGCAUAUGGCCUUCCAUAAAAUCAUUGCAGGCAGUGUAGCCCUAUUUCUGUCUGUGUCAUUGAUCCUGCUGGUAAUUUAUGUCUCGUGGAGGCGCUACCCCAAUAGCAUGAGGCAGCUGCAGCAGCACUCAGUCAACCACAAGCGCAGAAAAAAGGCCCGGAAGCAGGAGCUUAACCUUAACUCUCAGUUGCAAGAGUAUUAUUUGACUUACCAUUCAAACUCUGAGACCAUGGAUGCAUUGGUAAAUGAGACAAGGGCCUGCCCCUGCACGAUUUCAGGAUCCAGAGAAUGUGAGGUAUGAUCUGUCAAGUCCAUCUGAAAAACGCACUCUGCCUGGGGGUCAGAGCUAAAUGUUUUCCAUAGGGAUGCACUGUACAGAUCACUGUGUGCAUGGUGACUGACAACUUACAUCCUCUGUUUGACUCUUGUUAUUGUUGUUUUAAAUUAACGUUAUCACAUUAAGAACAAAUUGAUUGAAUGAAUUAAUCCUGUUUGUGAAUAUAAACCUACUUUCUUUCAGCAGGAAAAUAAUCCUGCAGCAACAGGAAAUUUGUAGAUUAUAAUUAAUGGCCAUUUUUGUAGGGGUUGAUACAUUUUUCCUUAGGGCAAAUCAAGUUUUAAGCUAGUAAUAAUAAACGUUAGAAGCUUUUUAAGCCUUGAAUACACUAGAAAUGUGCAUUUCCUGCAGUGCAGGAAAAUUCUCAGCAACAAAAGAGGGAUCAAAUUGAGAUGGCACAUCUGUAUCUGCUGUUGAUUACAGAUUACCCCACUUUUCACAUUUCUUAUCCUUGAGUAAUAUUGAGAUCUUCGUGUUAAUACUUGUAUACAAGUAACUGAUAGACUUUAUGUGUAGUAUUUUCCAAUAUUUAGCUCUUGU